AUGUCGACCUCGGUGGAUGCCCCUCAGCAAUACAAGCAGCCUUCCCGCAAGGGCAAGAAGGCCUGGCGCAAAAAUGUCGACGUCACUGAAGUGCAGGAGGGUCUGCGUCAGCUGAAAGAUGCUGAAAUCAAAGGUGGUCUAGUCUCAGAGAAGCCUUCUGAAGAGCUGUUCACUCUCGAUACUACCGGAGCUCAAGAUCUGCGGCAAUCGAUCGCAAAGAAGCACAAGCCGCUCAAGGCCGACGAGAUCAUCGCACAGCGGUCUGCCAUCCCCGCAUUGGAUGGACGCAAGCGUGGGAAUUCAAAUGUCACCGAUGGAGUUAUCGAGCCAAAGACGAAGAAGUACAAGAAUGACUGGGUCAGCCGCAAGGACUACAUGCGCUUGAGGAAGGUGGCGCAGGAUGCGAACCCGAUCAACGAGAAGGGUAACAACGAGAUUUAUGAUCCCUGGGCGGAGGAUGUCGAUGAGUCUCCUGUCUAUGAGGACCCUCGAUUUGAUUUCUUGGUGAAGCCUAAGACGAAGGUCGCCCCAGAGACUUUGAAGCACGCACCCAUAUCACUCGCCGCCAACGGAAAGGCCAUCCCCUCAGUGCGCAUGCCUCAUGCAGGAACCAGCUACAACCCCGUAUUUGAAGACUGGGACAAUCUCCUGCAGGAGCAUGGUGAGAAAGCAGUCGAGGUCGAGAAGAAGCGCCUCGAAGAGGAAUUGAAGGAAAAGGAAAAGCAACGGUUAAUUGCCGAAGCCGGGGAUGACGACGGUGAAGUGAAGUCCGACGAUGAGAGCGCGUGGGAGGGCUUUGAGAGCGAAUACGAGAAGCCAGAGUGGCUUAACAAGAAGCGGCCCGAGAGAAAGAGCAAAACCCAGCGCAACAAGAUCAAGCGCCGCAAGGAGGCUGAGAGGCAGGCGAAAUGGGAUGAGCAGAAGGCCAAGAAAGACGCACAAGCUGAGCGUAUUGUGGAGCUCGCUGAGCUCGCCAAGCUGAAGGAACUAGAGCGUGAAAACCAGUCUGAUGCUGAUGACUCGGAGGAGGGAGAUGAGACCGUCCUGCGACGGAAGCCUUUCGGCGGCAAGCUUGCAGCCCCAGAGCAGCCAUUGGAGCUGGUUCUCCCCGACGAGCUGCAGGAGUCUCUGCGUCUGCUGAAGCCCGAGGGCAACCUGUUGGACGAUCGCUUCCGCACGCUCAUCGUCCAAGGUAAGCUCGAGUCCCGAAAGCCGGUGACACAGGCUCGCAAGGCGAAGAGAAAGAUUACAGAGAAGUGGAUGUCUAAGGACUUCAAGGUUCCUGGGUUCGAGUAA
Molecule: messenger RNA, 1296 nt
Organism: Penicillium canariense
Lineage: Eukaryota; Fungi; Ascomycota; Eurotiomycetes; Eurotiales; Aspergillaceae
Product: ribosome biogenesis protein NOP53
Exons: 3
Coding region: 1-1296 (431 amino acids)
Biological process (GO): ribosomal large subunit assembly; rRNA processing
Cellular component (GO): nucleolus
Molecular function (GO): 5S rRNA binding
Source: RefSeq, a predicted model, not a curated record